GGAGAGAAGCGGAAAUUUGCGUAGGAAGAAGAAAGCGUAGGACGAAGGAAGGAAGGAAGGAAGGAAGGAAGCGAGCGCGAUCGGAGCGCGGGCAGAAAGGGAAGGAAGGGCAUCAUAAGAGCGCGAUGGCGACUCCAGUGCUGAAGCGAUCGAGCAGGAUCAGCAAGUCUUGCAACAUGAGCGCGAACAUGGCGCACGGGGGCGGAAGCGGAGGAGGCAACAGCUGCAGCAGCAGCAGCAGCAGCAGCGGGGACGACGGCGCGACGGAGAGAGUCGAGUCGAGGCGAUCCAAGAAGCAGCAAUUUUUCUCGCGCGGAUUGUCGCUGAGCAACUUCUCGCGGUCCUUCGUGACGCUGCAGACAUCGCUGACCCGAAUUGCGCACCUCUCCCCGCACUCGCACUCGCACUCGGCUCCCGCCUCGCCGCGCAGCGUCGACGCCUCGUCGGCCUGCUCCACGCCCUCGUCCGUGUGCUCGACCUCGUCCACCACCAGCUCGUCGUCGGGGGGCGCCUCCACGCCCACCACCGCCUCGACGCCCCGACGACCGCUCCUCCACCACGCCAAGAGACCGACCUGCGUCGUGUUCGGCCGGCGCCGCGGCCACAGCAAACGGUCCAAAUCGCUGGUGGCGCGCGCCGUGGAUGGCGCAACGGCCCUGGACGAGAGGAGGCCCGUGCUGCUGGAGAAGGUGCCGUCGGGCAAGUCGGCGGACGAGUACCUGACCGUGUACGUGGGCAUCAAGAGGACGCAGCGGGUGAAGUACGUGAUCAGCCGCGACCUUCUGUCGCACCAACUCUUCCAAGUGCUGAUCAAGUGCAGCGAGGACGAAUUCGGCCAGGACUACACCACCAAGGGCGGCAUCGCCAUCAUCUGCGACCCGGCAUUGUUCCUCCACAUCGUCAAAGUGGUGGACGACUCUCUGCGAGCGACGGAGGCCCGCGCCGCCCACGACGCCGAGCUCGAAGAAAGCGCGUUCGACUCCGAGUGAUUGAAUGAUUUGACACUCAAUCAAUCAGCUCGCGCAUCACGGCGCCCGGUGGUGACGACCAUGAUGCCUGCCUGCCUGCGUGCUUGCUUGCAUGCAUGCCGAUCACUUCUGCGAGUGCUACAAUUUUGCUCUUCAGGCUGUACAUACGACGGCUCUCUUUUUGCCCCUUCUCUCAAUCUCCGCUCUCUCGAGCUUAGGACUCUGCAGCAGCAGCAGCGAGCAGCGAGCAUCAUGAUUUGGAGUGAUGCUCGCUGGUCAAAAUUAUGAUGGUGUCUUCGUCUUCCUCCUCCUUCCUUCUUCUCCUUCACAUCGAUUCAACCUUUUUGUGAAUCGACGACAUCCAUCCAUCAAUCAACCAACCAACCAAUCACUGAAUCACUCAUUCACGGCUGGCGCCUGCAGUGGUUGAAGCUGCUGAGAGGCACCGGGAGAUACACUUAACCUCAGAUGCUCUCUAACUGAAUUCGUUACUUCGAUCGAGACGACGACGGAUACCGUGUCCCAUCGGCCUUUCGAUGGGAUCAUCCGGUUGUACCAUAUAGGCUGGCGACGCAACGCAACCGCUCUCUGCACCACAUGUACCGCAGGAGGAGGACACACGAGCCGACGUUGCGCGCAGUCGAUUUCCCGCUGCCGCAGCCGGCCUCCGUGCCUCCGACAUGUACAUAAAGUCUUCUUGACACAUACUUGUAAUAUUAUCGAUCCAAACAUGAAAUCGAAAGCUCCAUCGGUUUUGAUCUUGUCACCACUGAAUCAUCACUUGGCUCCCAUUUUCAAUGCAAU
Marchantia polymorpha subsp. ruderalis is the source of this 1772-nucleotide messenger RNA. Lineage: Eukaryota; Viridiplantae; Streptophyta; Marchantiopsida; Marchantiales; Marchantiaceae. The record is from the annotation of a GenBank genome assembly.